AUGGCCAUUGAUACAGUCCCCCGCGGCGACGUCCGCGCAACCCUGAACUUCUAUGCCGCGCCACCGGACAACUCUACCCCCUACAACACAAUCAACCCGGAAGGCCCCCCCGGCAGGAACUACGGCGACAGUCCCACAGAGACCCUCCUCCAUGACAUCCGCGGCCGCGAGUCCGACUUCAACCUCGACCGCGACGCCUUUGCCGUCAUCCGCAACCUCCCGCCCUCGUCCGAGAAGGACUUCGUCGAUGACGACUCCGUCAAGCAGAAUUACUACCCGGAGCUCGAGAAGCUCCUCCUCGAACACGUCCCAGGUAGCAACCGCGUCAUCUUCUUCGACCACACCAUCCGCCGUGCCGACCCAAAAGCCCUCCGGAAUCCCGUCACCCGCGUCCACAUCGACCAGACACCGGUUUCCGUGAUCCAGCGCAUCAAGAGGCACCUGCCAGAGGAGGCCGACAAGCUGCUCGCGGGCCGUUACCGCAUCAUCAACGUCUGGCGCCCGCUUAACAAGAACCCCGUCGAGUCAUUCCCGCUCGGCUUCGCGUCGUCCUCGACCCUGGCUGACGAGGACAUUGUGCCCAUCGAGCACCGGUAUACCACAGGGUACACCGGCCAGACAGCGGGUAUUAAGUUCAGCCCGGAUCAGAAGUGGUACUACUUGAGCGGCAUGACGGGCGACGAGCGGCUGUUGCUUGAGUGCUUCGACAGCGAGGGUCUUCGUGACGGUACUGGGGUCUCAGGUGGGCGAUUGGCUCAUACCGCCUUUGAAGAUCCAAGGACUAGGGCUGACGCUGAGGGUCGCCAGAGCAUUGAAGUUCGCGCACUGGUCUUUGGGCCUUGA
Colletotrichum destructivum is the source of this 843-nucleotide messenger RNA. RefSeq names its product Putative hydroxylase/desaturase AsaB. The record is from RefSeq and is a predicted model, not a curated record. The transcript has a single exon. Lineage: Eukaryota; Fungi; Ascomycota; Sordariomycetes; Glomerellales; Glomerellaceae. The coding region runs from base 1 to 843 and encodes 280 amino acids. Gene Ontology annotation, molecular function: oxidoreductase activity.